CAACGGUUAGCGCGCUGAGCGCCUGGGCUCGGUGAGAGAACUGCAGGCCUGGUUGCCGCUUUCCCCUUCACGGACUUUCCUUCCUCCAUUUCCUCUGAGGGUUUGGAGACGAGGCCAUCUGGGGCUGGCUGUCCUCUUUAGCCCGGGGACUUUUGCCAGAAAGCUGCGUGAGAAGGACCAGCCCGGGUACCCAGGCCCGAGGGCGCGUGGAGGUGGCGAUCCUGAGGGUCGGAGGGAGCGGCGUUAAUCCAGAUAAUGGAUUCUGAAUUAAUGCAUAGUAUAGUAGGAAGCUAUCUUAAGCCUCCAGAAAGAGUGUUUGUUCCAUCAUUCACCCAGAAUGAUGAAUUAUCUCAGAAUCACCACUCUGUGAACUUUGAAGUUACCUCUCCUAAAAUGCUUCGUAGUCCAAAUAGCCAAGCUCUUAUUUUAGCCUUAAAAACUCUUCAGGAAAAGAUUCAUCGUUUAGAGUUAGAGAGAACACAAGCUGAGGAUAACCUGAACAUUCUGUCCAGAGAAGCAGCACAGUAUAAAAAGGCCUUGGAAGAUGAAACAAAUGAGAGAAAUCUGGUACACCAGGAACUGAUAAAGCAGAAAAAAGAUAUAAGUAUACAAUUAAGCUCAGCUCAGUCUCGCUGUACACUCCUAGAGAAGCAACUAGAAUAUACGAAGAGAAUGGUUCUCAAUGUAGAGCGAGAGAAGAAUAUGAUCCUAGAACAACAGGCCCAACUUCAAAGGGAAAAAGAGCAAGAUCAUAUGAAGCUGCAAGCAAAACUUGAAAAGCUUGACACUUUAGAAAAAGAAUGUUUUAAACUUACAACAACUCAGAAAACUGCUGAGGACAAGAUUAAACAUUUAGAGGAAAAACUUAAGGAAGAAGAACAUCAGCGUAAGCUAUUUCAAGACAAAGCUUCUGAGCUUCAAACUGGACUUGAAAUCAAUAGAAUUUUAAUGUCUUCAGUAUCAAACCCAAAACGAUCUAAGGAAAGAAAGAAAUCUUCAAAGAAAACUAAAUGUUUAAAAAGAGGACCACCUCAGCAACUUUAUUCAAAGUCUGGAUCACUGCCCAUUGUGGCUGAGAAGUCUGCCAGUGCACACCAUUCUGCAAAUACAAGUAUGCAAAACCUCCUGCAAAUGAUGCAACAUUAUGGGUCACAUAUUCUUCAGAAACCCACUGAAGUUACUGAGCCUAGAUGUCUCUACAAGCCUACUAGAACAACUUCCCAGUGUAAAGUUGUACCUCCUAACUCAGAAAAAUCUGUUUCCAUUUGUGACAAUUUGUCUGAACUUUUGAUGGCAAUGCAAGAUGAGCUGGACCAAAUGAGUAUAGAGCACCAAGAACUACUGAACCAAAUGAAGGAAACUGAAAGCCAUGCAGUCUCUGAAGACAUAGAAUGUGAACUAGAGCAUUUAGUCAAGAAAAUGGAAAUUAAAGGAGAACAGAUUUCCAAACUGAUUAAGCAUCAAGACAGUGUUCGUAAACUGCAGCAAAAAGUUCAAAACUCAAAGAUGCGUGAAGCUUCAGGUAUUCAACGAGAAGAUAGCAACCCUAAAGGAUCACAGAACAUAAAAAAUCGCCCCAGAAAAUGUUUGCUAAAUAACUCUCUUCAGAAGAACAGCAAUUUUCAUCCAACACAAGUCCAUAAUCUUCAAAUGAAAUUGAGAAGAGAUGAUAUCAUGUGGGAACAGUAACACUAUAGCAAAACUGUCACCUUAAAUGAACUCUUGUCAGUGAGAUCUUGUGUUGUUAAAAUGGCUUUAAUUUAAUAUAUCUUUAUGAAAUUUCGAAUUAUGUUUCUAGCCUCUAUGAAGUGUCAAGUUGUAAUAUUUUUUUAAUUAAUGCCCAAUGACCUCCUAAGAGUCCCAAAUAAUAAAUGGUAUGCUUUUUUGUUUUUCUUGACUGAAAUACUAAUCUCACCAUAUUUUAGAAACAUUGUUCACUUUUCAGAUAUCUUAAGCUAAAUCUAAGAAAUUAUACUAGAUUGAUGAUAUUUAAAAUUGAGUUCAACUUGAAAUACCAUUUCAAGUACCAUUCCACUUUUUCAUUUAGUAGGCCUGUAACCCUAAGAACCAAUAUAAAAUGAACAGAGUAUGGAAAGGUCUUUUAGUUUUCCUAGUACUACUUCCCUAUCUUGCUUUAGAGCUGUGAAAUACUUUUCUUUCUUGGAAAUGGAAAAACUUUGUGAAGAGGCCUUUAGCCCAAGUUUCUAUGACAAUUACAAAUAAGAACCCAUAAUUACUUCAUUUUUAGAUGACAUGCCAACUGCAGAAGCUUUACUAUUCUCAUUCUCUUUUACAAACCCACUUUUAUAACUACAACUUUUGACAACUUUUAGUUUUUGUAUUAUAUAUAAUAUUCAUCAGUAUAAAUUGAGAAUGUGAGUUUCCAGGACCCGCAAAUUUUUAAUAGAAAAAUAUACGAAGAAGUUGGACAUUUCAAUGCCUCAUCCAGCAAAAAUUUGGGAAAAUAUUUUUAUUUUUUAUAUUUUUAAAUCAGUGCUGUAAAAGAGAUUUCUAUGUUUCUAUGUAUAAUAAUAAAUUUACAUUUGUUUACCUAUC
This is a messenger RNA of Miniopterus natalensis, 2556 nucleotides long. RefSeq names its product centrosomal protein 57 like 1 (gene CEP57L1). Gene Ontology annotation, molecular function: gamma-tubulin binding; microtubule binding; identical protein binding. Lineage: Eukaryota; Metazoa; Chordata; Mammalia; Chiroptera; Miniopteridae. Gene Ontology annotation, cellular component: centrosome. The record is from RefSeq and is a predicted model, not a curated record.